Molecule: messenger RNA, 1239 nt
Organism: Letharia columbiana
Lineage: Eukaryota; Fungi; Ascomycota; Lecanoromycetes; Lecanorales; Parmeliaceae
Exons: 1
Coding region: 1-1239 (412 amino acids)
Source: RefSeq, a predicted model, not a curated record
AUGAUCAAUCUCUUGUUCAAGUAUGCCUCGAUAUCGGCAGCAGUUUUGGUCGGUCUUUACGCUGGUCUUCUAGGACUUCUCACCACGUCUUCCUUCCAAGCCCAUGUAGUCUAUCUCCACAAAAUCCAGAUGACCUGGUUCAAAGAUCUCGACGUCCCUGAAACAUUUGGCUUUCUACGCAGCCAGACCACCCCGUUUUCGAUACAGUCCUCCACUGGCGGAACGCUGUACGCCUGGCAUGUUCUGCCCAUCGAGUUGUAUCGUCAGCACGAGUCCGCUCUCGUGGCGGAACCCUCUGGCUUCGCCUCGGAUAUCACAUCCCGCCUUACUUUCAAGUUACUGCGCGAUGACCAUGAUGCUCGAUUGAUCAUUCACAUGCACGGAGCCGGAGGUACUGUCGGGUCAGGCUACAGAGUCCCCAAUUAUCGCGCGCUGUCGGCAGGGCAGCCCAAAACGAUUCACGUCUUGACAUUCGACUAUCGAGGUUUUGGACGCAGUCGCGGCACGCCAUCCGAGCGUGGUCUUUGCCUUGAUGCUAUCGCGGUGGUCGACUGGGCGACAAAUGUAGCCGGCAUUCCACCGUCCCGGAUCCUCAUCUUUAGCCAAUCUCUAGGCACUGCUGUGAGCCUUGCUGUAUCUAAGCACUUUGCCUUGCAAUCUCCUCCCGCAGUGUUUGCAGGCUCCAUCCUAGUCGCACCGUUCGUCGACAUGGCGACGCUCGUGGCAACGUAUCGUAUUGCAGGCUUCAUCCCCAUUCUGUCACCGCUGACAAGGUUUCCGCUGUUGUUCAACUACCUCAGCACCUUCAUACAGGACAAAUGGUUGAGCAAGCACCGUAUUGCAGAAUAUAUACGGGCCAGUGAAGCUAAUGGACAGAAAUACCGGCUGACUCUGAUCCAUGCCGAGGAUGAUCAUGAUAUCCCGUGGAGUCACACCAAAGUGGUCUUCUGGCAUGCCGUCAAUGCUACGUUGCCCCAAGGGAUCACCUACGACCAACUCGAUGUUGUGAAAAAAAAGUCAAAAUCGGAUCUGGGCGCUGCAGGGUCAAUUAUGGAAUGGCGAACGAAGAACGGCGUCAUCAGAGAGGAGAUAUUAAAGACGGGCCUACACGAUGUUGUCAUGGGCAACCCGGUAGUCACCAUGGCCGUCAUGCGUAUCUUUGAAGAAAUGAGAUCACAAGUAACAAGUAACAACGCAAUCUAUAAAGAAAAGAAUCUUCCUCUAUAUGACAGGUCUUGA